This is a messenger RNA of Oreochromis niloticus (Nile tilapia), 520 nucleotides long. RefSeq names its product cytochrome c oxidase subunit 7A1 (gene cox7a1). The record is from RefSeq and is a predicted model, not a curated record. NCBI's taxonomy places the organism in Eukaryota, Metazoa, Chordata, Actinopteri, Cichliformes, Cichlidae. Gene Ontology annotation, cellular component: respiratory chain complex IV. The transcript is spliced from 4 exons. Gene Ontology annotation, biological process: mitochondrial respirasome assembly; regulation of oxidative phosphorylation; mitochondrial electron transport, cytochrome c to oxygen. The coding region runs from base 140 to 385 and encodes 81 amino acids.
UCCUGCCGAGCGCAGACAGUUUGGCCUCUGCAGCAGAUCGUAGUUUGGCAGCGUGUCAGAAACACUCUGUGUGUGUGUGUGUGUGUGUGUGUGUGUGUGUGUGUCCUUGUGAGGUUGAAGAGAGGCAGCACAGCUCGACAUGAAUCACCUCGUGAAACUUCCACUUCUGGCCAGCCGAGCCUUCAGCAGCUCUGCCAGACAGCUGAAGAACAAGGUCCCCGAAUCCCAGAAAAUCUUCCAGGCGGACAACGGGCUCCCGGUCCACAUCAAAGGAGGAACCGGCGAUGUUCUGCUCUACCGGGCAACCAUGACGCUAACCAUCGCAGGAACCUGUUACUCUCUGUACUGGCUCUUCAUCGCCUCAUUCCCUCAGAAGAAGGAGUAGACGAGGAGGAAGAGGAGGAGGAUAAGAGCCUCUGGCUCGGUCUAACACUAAUAUAUGUUGUGUGUAACUCUGCUUGAUUUAUCUCUGCAUAUCUGUCCUUCAUCAAAGAUGAAAUAAAGAAAAUAUCCAGAGUUU